UCUCAGUGAAUGCGGACGUCAGAACCACAAUCAACUAAACUGCUAAUUGUUUCUCUCCAACAGGAUUUUAUAUUUCUCAGAGACAUAUCACAAUCAGGGCUGAGCAGUGCCACCCACCAGUGCCAUGGCUGGCAUCACUAUCCGGAGAUUUGAGGAAGACGACAAGGAGACCGUGAAGGAGAUCUUCACCAUGGGGAUGAGCGAGCACGUCCCUUCCUCCUUCAUGCACCUCCUCAAACAGCCCCUGACCCAGAUGAUCCUGAUGGUCACGUUCUGCGCCCUGCUGGCCAGCUCCARGUCCGUCCUGCUGCCUGUAGUAGGGGUCACUCUCCUCCUGGCCGGGGCCAAGCAGCUGGUGGGCUACBUCUUCAACAGCUACAUCGACACCUCCCUGAGGAAGGACCUCGACCACAUCCAGGAGACCUACCUGGAGAACAAGGACUCGUGUUUCUGGGUGGCUGAGAGCGACGRCCGGGUGGUGGSWWCGGUGGCCUGCCUGCCYGCGGAGAGRGAACCGGGCUGCAUGGAGCUGAAGAGGUUGUCUGUACGUCGGACACACCGGGGGAUGGGUAUCGCUAAGGCCCUCAGYAGGACAGUGGCAGACUUCAGCAGGGAGAGAGGCUUCCCUGCGGUCGUYCUCUACACGUCUGUAGUGCAGACUGAUGCACAGAGGCUGUAUGAGAACUUAGGCUACACACGGGUCAGAGAGUUCGUCAUCCCUGAGCCCAUCGCCAAAAUCACCAACUUUACCUUGAUAGAGUACAGACUGGACUUACUGCAGGGGGGGAAAUAGGAAGAGGACUGGACUUACUGCAGGGGGAUAUAGGAGGAGGACUGGACUUACUGCAGGGGGGAAAUAGAAGGAGGACUGGACUUACUGCAGGGGGAAUAGGAGGAUGACAGGACUUACUGCAGGGGGAUAUAGGAGGAGGACUGGACUUACUGCAGGGG
Salvelinus sp. IW2-2015 is the source of this 951-nucleotide messenger RNA. RefSeq names its product N-acetyltransferase 8 (gene nat8). The record is from RefSeq and is a predicted model, not a curated record. Gene Ontology annotation, molecular function: N-acetyltransferase activity. NCBI's taxonomy places the organism in Eukaryota, Metazoa, Chordata, Actinopteri, Salmoniformes, Salmonidae.